AUGGGGUAUCUUAUUUUUGUAGCGAAAGCGGAGUUCGGACAAUGGUGUGUAGCCGAUGGACAGAUACCAGAUAAUGUGAUACAAGCAGCCGUAGACUGGGCUUGUCAAACAGGUGGAGCAGACUGCAGUACGAUUCAGCCUAACCAGCCUUGCUUCUUGCCCAACACUGUCAAGGACCAUGCCUCUGUUGUCUUCAAUAACUAUUACCAGCGUUAUAAGCGCAACGGCGGUUCCUGUAACUUCAACAGCACUGCAUUUAUCACACAAACCGACCCUAGUAAGCAACUUUAUCUAAACCCUUUUUGUUACAGUUAUUUAAGCUCUUUGAUCAAUCAAAAUCUUGAACCAUCUGUUUCUGAUUAUCUCAUGAUUUGA
Arabidopsis thaliana (thale cress) is the source of this 375-nucleotide messenger RNA. RefSeq names its product Carbohydrate-binding X8 domain superfamily protein. Lineage: Eukaryota; Viridiplantae; Streptophyta; Magnoliopsida; Brassicales; Brassicaceae. The coding region runs from base 1 to 375 and encodes 124 amino acids. Gene Ontology annotation, cellular component: membrane; plasma membrane. The transcript has a single exon. The record is from RefSeq and is marked reviewed.